GAGUCACGCGGGGGACGUGCUGCCCACUAAUGACUUCCCCUUCCCUGCCAGGGCGGCUUUGCCCGGUGCUACGAGAUGACCGAUCUCUCCAGCCACCAGACCUACGCUGUGAAGGUCAUCCCCCACAGCCGCGUGGCCAAGCCGCACCAGCGGGACAAGAUCCUCCAUGAGAUCGAGCUGCACCGCGGCCUGCACCACAAGCAUGUGGUCCAGUUCUCCCAUCACUUCGAGGACGCCGAGAACAUCUACAUCUUCCUGGAGCACUGCAGCAGGAAGUCGCUGGCGCACAUCUGGAAGGCCCGGCACACGCUGCUGGAGCCCGAGGUGCGGUACUACCUCAAGCAGAUCAUCUCUGCCCUCAAGUAUCUCCACCUCAGAGGCAUCCUGCACCGGGACCUCAAACUGGGCAACUUCUUCAUCAAUGAGAACAUGGAGCUGAAAGUGGGCGACUUCGGCCUGGCCACCUGCCUGGAUGCUGCCGACCAGAAGAAGACGAUCUGCGGCACCCCCAACUACCUGGCCCCGGAGGUGCUGCUGCGGCAGGGCCACGGCCCCGCCUCGGACGUGUGGUCCCUGGGCUGCGUCAUGUACACGCUGCUGUGCGGCAGCCCCCCCUUCGAGACCUCGGACCUGAAGGAGACGUACCGCUGCAUCAAGCAGGUGGAGUACGCCCUCCCGGCCUUCCUCUCGGCCCCCGCGCGCCAGCUCCUGGCCGGCAUCUUGCGCCGCAGCCCCCCGGACCGCCCCACGCUGGAGGAGAUCCUGGACCACGAGUUCUUCCGAGCAUACACACCGGACAAGCUCCCGCCCAGCAGCUGCGUGAUGGCCCCGGAGCUGACUCCUCCCAACCCGGCCAGGAGCCUGCUCGCCAAAGUCACCAAGACGCUGUUUGGGAAGAAGAAACCCAGAGCUAAGAAGGGCCCGGUGGAGGACAAAGACGACCUCUCCAAGCUGGUCGCCGGCUUUAUGAAGACCUCGCUCUGCCGACAGACCAGCUACAAGACUAUGGAGGGGAACGAGGUUUCCCCCGUGUCGGGCCAGACAGCCUCCCUCAGCCCGGGUGAGACGCUGGCCGAGGAGGGCUCCCGCAAGUCCGUGUCCCGCUCGGCCGGAGGCACGAUGGCCAGCAGCUGUGAAGCCCUCAACGAGUGCGUCCCGGCCUCGGUGCUCAUCGAGUCGACCGUAAGGCUCCUGACCAGCUGCCUCUCCUCCAUGCCUCCAGCCGAGAGGAACCCGGCGUCCCUGGCCCAGCACGAGCCCUUCGUGUGGGUGAGCAAGUGGGUGGACUAUUCCAACAAGUACGGCUUCGGCUACCAGCUCUCGGACCGCGCCGUCGGCGUCCUCUUCAACGACGGCACCCACAUGGCCCUCUCAGCCAACCGCCGCAUGGUGCAUUACCACCUGACCGGCAGCAAGCAUGUGGCCUUCCGCACUACGUCCGUGCCCCCCGCGCUGCAGGGGCAGCUGGGCAUCCUGCGGUACUUCACCUCCUACAUGGAGCAGCGUCUCAUGAGGGGUGGAGACCUGCCCAGCCUGGACGAGGGCAGACAGCCGGCCCUGCUGCUGCUGCAGUGGGUGAAGACCGACCUGGCCUUGCUCAUGCUCUUUAGCAACGGCACCAUCCAGGUGAACUUCUACACGGACCACACCAAGGUGAUCCUGAGUGAGCCCGCUGGCCUGCUCACCUACGUCACCUGGGACCGUAGCUCCUACACCUACAAGCUGAGCAGCCUGCGGGAGCUGGGCUGCGCCCCCGAGCUCCAGCGCCGCCUCCGCUACGUCCUCAAGCUGCUGCAGGACCAGGCCGAGACCUAGGCGUCAUCUGCACCUCUUCCCAGGCUUGCAACCUCCAUUGCCCCCACGGCUGGCACCCAGCUCUCCCAGGGCUAUUGUCACCGCUGGGCGAGGUGACCUUCUCUUCAGCCGGCUGCUGGCACUUGGGGAGAUGCUACCACUGGUGCUGUCAGCUGUGCACGGGACUGAUGCUGGUGUCUGCUUGGGCGUACCUACUGCUUUGGUCCCAAGUGCAGCAAGCAGCAGCCACUCCCCAGCAGCACCACCCUGGUGUGGGAGCCUGUGCAAGCUCUGCCUUCGGUCUCCAGCCCAUGGCUGGGCUGGGCAGGGCUGGUGUCUUGGCAGUGACCAGCACUGCAGCAUCUCCCCGGGCAAGACGCCUGCUGCCUCUGCCUGGCGCCUGCCGCGGCUGUCCUGGACACGCUGCGAGACUCAUGGAGAGUGUUUCAAGCUGCCUUGCGGCAGGAUCACUACACCACGGGGGGGAUCGGGGCCCUUCCCCGCAGGCCGUGGAGCAAGCUCCUCCCCCCGCCACCGUGCGUGGCCACGGUACGAUACUCUAACGAGGGCAGGGCCCCCCCAGGCUCCCCCUCCCUGCCUGACCUUAUUUAUGGCUGUUAUUUAUAUGGUGUCUAUUUAUUGUGGCUCAUGUGGGCAUGGCCUGGCCGGGGCCUCCUUCUAAUAAAGACUUCCUUUUUCUAAA
This is a messenger RNA of Gavialis gangeticus (Gharial), 2497 nucleotides long. It is a transcript of the gene PLK3, whose product is annotated as polo like kinase 3. Gene Ontology annotation, molecular function: protein binding; protein serine/threonine kinase activity; ATP binding. The transcript is spliced from 14 exons. Gene Ontology annotation, cellular component: spindle pole; centrosome; nucleus. Lineage: Eukaryota; Metazoa; Chordata; Crocodylia; Gavialidae. Gene Ontology annotation, biological process: regulation of cytokinesis; Golgi disassembly; protein phosphorylation. Bases 76 to 1815 code for a protein of 579 amino acids. The record is from RefSeq and is a predicted model, not a curated record.